Hibiscus syriacus is the source of this 1488-nucleotide messenger RNA. Its product is annotated as AAA-ATPase At2g46620-like. The record is from RefSeq and is a predicted model, not a curated record. The transcript has a single exon. Gene Ontology annotation, molecular function: ATP hydrolysis activity; ATP binding. The coding region runs from base 34 to 1443 and encodes 469 amino acids. NCBI's taxonomy places the organism in Eukaryota, Viridiplantae, Streptophyta, Magnoliopsida, Malvales, Malvaceae.
CUUCUUCGUUUGAGUUUUCCGAUCCCAUCAAAGAUGGUAAACAUGAUCUUCCUGCUGUUUAUGAUUCUGGGUUUGUUUUUGAUUCUCCGAUUCUUAUCGAAAACAUCCGUAUUACACAUCCUUCUCCGCCAUUUCCAGUCUUUGGAAGAUAGGCUUCAUGUUCACCAAUCCUAUAGAGUUCCCCAGUUCAACCAUCUUUUCCAAGAAAACGAGCUCUAUGUCAAGGUGUCAACGUAUCUCAGCUCUCUCCCUUCCUUAGAAGACUCGGAUUUCACCAACCUUUUCAGCGGUUCCAAGUCCAAUGAUAUCCUUCUUCGCCUUGAUGUCAACCAGACAAUCCGGGAUGUGUUCCUCGGCGCCAGAGUCACCUGGACCAUCGAGAAAUCUGAAAAGGAUGGACCAAGAGUAUUGGUGUUGAGGCUCAGGAAGAAGGAUAGGCGUAGAAUUCUACGUCCCUAUCUCCAACACAUACUGUCUGUCGCCGGCGAUAUCAGUCAAAGGAAGAAAGGGCUCAAGUUGUGCAUGAACGUUAGCAGCUCAUCAGGCGAGAACGGACGGUGGAGUUCGGUACCGUUCAAUCACCCCGCAUCGUUCGAUACUGUUGUAAUGGACAUUGAUUCGAAGAACGAAGUCAAAGCUGACCUCGAAACAUUCCUCAAGUCCAAGCAAUUUUAUCAUAGGCUAGGCCGUGUUUGGAAGCGGAGCUAUCUUUUAUACGGCCCGUCCGGUACUGGAAAAUCCAGCUUUGUAGCGGCAAUGGCCCGAUUCCUCAACUUCGAUGUGUACGACAUCGAUUUGUCCGAAGUUUCAGACGAUUCUGAUUUGAAGAUGCUCUUGCUUCAAACUACUAGUAAGUCCAUGAUCGUGGUUGAAGAUCUAGACCGUUUCUUAAUGGGGAAAUGCAGGGAUGUUAGCUUGUCGGGGAUACUGAAUUUCAUUGAUGGAAUCAUAUCCUGCUGCGGCGAAGAACGGGUGAUGGUAUUCACAAUGAACAGCAAAGAAGAAGUUGAUCGAGCAGUGUUGAGGCCUGGGAGGAUCGAUGUUCAUGUACAGUUUCCAUUAUGUGAUUUCUCUUCUUUCAAGAACUUGGCUAGCAAUUACUUGGGCGUCAAGGAACAUAAACUUUUCCCUCAGCUUGAGGAGAUUUUCCAGGGAGGGGCUAGUUUAACCCCGGCCGAGAUCGGGGAGAUCAUGAUUUCUAAUCGGAGCUCACCAACUCGAGCAUUGAAAUCAGUCAUCACGGCAAUGCAAACCACUGGCGGUAUUAAAAGCAGACGAUCGAGCUGCGACAACGAAUCGAUUCGGAAUACAGAGGAAACGAGUGGCGAUCUAGGGGGGCUGUUUAGCAGGGAUCAUUCGGUUAGAGAUUUUAGAAAACUAUAUGGACUUCUAAAGAUGGGAAGUAGAAGAAAAGAGGAGUCAUUGGAUUUUAGGUACGGUUGACAAAGACGGCACAUCAUGAAGCUUGUAACAAAUAGAAUUGUUGUA